AUGAUAAAUUCAACAACUUGUAGAAUGCCCGAUGACAAUGAGGAUUAAAAUCAUCGUCUAAAAAUUCUCGAAACAAACUCAAAUCAAUUCUAUGCUUAAUUAAAAGUAACUCAUUUUAUAAAUCUUAAAGCCCUUAUUUUCAGAAAAUACUUAAUUAAAAUAAAAUCUUAUAGAAAUUAAUGUGUAUAUAGAGGAAAGAAAAAUGCAACUUUGUAAAUAUUUAUCAGAUGUUGGACCUAAUGGAGAAGAUUUGAUUCUUAUUAAAGCAGUAGGAGAUUUGCAACAAAUUUGCGAUUUAAUUGGAGGUACAAAAAUAAUAAAUUAUUAAGAUGAAACAAAAAGGCUUAGAGCAUAAAUUGUGAAUUAAAUUGAAGUUUAAUAAGAAAAAGAAAAGUGUCUUAAAGAAAUAAAAUUAGAUUUACAAAGAGAAGCAGAACGAUUCAUAAAUGAAAAAUAAAGACUUAUUGAUUAAAAUACAUUAUCUCAAUAAGCACAUAAACAAAUUAUUGAGAAUCUAAAAUAACAAAAUGAUAUACUUGUAAAUUUGCAUCAAUUAUGAAGUUAAUGAAAAAUGAAGAUCUUUAAUCAGCUUUAUCAAGAUAAUCUGAAAUAGAAAACGCUUUAAAAAUUAAAUAUAGAUUCAAAUUGGAAGAUGAGAUUAAAUCUUUGACAACCAAAUUGAACUGUCUUAAAAUUUCUAAAUAAGAAGAAGCAGAUAAAUAUGAUUAAGAAAGGAGAAUUUAUUUGAAAUAAUUAGAAUAAUUUAGUGGAAAAUUAAAAUAAGUUAAAUAAGAUAUCAUUGAUGAAUAUGAAUAUAAAUUGGCUACUUAAAAAGUCAAAUUUGAAAAUCAAUUCAAAUUAACAAAAUAAGAAAUUUCUGAUUUAAAAUAUUCUAAUUCCUAACUUUUUGAAAAACAAAAAUUAUGGCAUUUAUAAUAAGAAGUACUGAUUGAUCAAAAGUAUAAAUUAGAACUUCAAAAUAAAGAUUUUAAAAGUUUAAUAUCAAUGCUUGAAGAAAAAUUGAUUAUUCAAGAAGAAUUAACCAUCUAAGCUCAACAUGAAAUAAAUCAAUAAAAGUAUUUUAUCAUCUAUUUUAGAUCUGCUAUAAGUGUUCUCAAAUAAUCCAUAAAUUAAAAGAAGUAAAAUGAGUAAAAUUAUCAAAUAAUUUCAUAAUCUUCAUAGAAAUAACAAUAAUCAAAAUCUUAAACACCAAUAUAGGAAUCAAGGACUUAAUCUACUUAAUAAUAGUAGAAAACAACAAAUUUAAAAAAACAGUCAAAAGACAAUUAAAAAAUGACUGAUUCUUAAAAAUUAGUUAAUCAUAAUUCAUAAGAAAAAAAGAAUUUAUCUCAAAAUUCAACAUACAUCAGUACUAAUACUAACACUGAGUAACAUAAUUAAACUAAAUAAAUAAAGAUGUUGGAUUCCAUAUAAGAAAUAUAAUAUGAACAAUUUUCAUCUACUACAUAAUCAUAACGUGCUGAAUAAAAUUUACAAUUAUUAGAUUCUUUUACACAAACAGAAGAAUCAAUUUUUAAUUAAACUGUCUCUUCUCGAGGUAAAAACUCAUCAAUUCGAAAAAAUAGAUCAUAAUUUGUUUAAUAAUUUCAAUAUAAUCAUGUUGGGACAUAAUAUGAUUCUGAAUUAAAAGAUAGUGAUUAUUUCAAUUUUAAAUUAGAAUUACUAGUUUCUUAAUUAUAAAAUAAAAUUCAAAGUACUUAAGCAAUGUGUGAUUUAAAAUUAGAAUAGAAAAAUUAAGAAAUUGAAGAUUUAAAAAAUUAAUUACAAUCUUAAUAAAAUAAUUUUGAAGCAUAAUAUAAAUAAAUGGAAAUUGAAAUGAAUUUAUUACAUAAUGAAGAAUUAGAAUCAAAGAUAUUAACUAUUCAAAAUUUAAAAGAAAUUGUUGAUUAAAAUAAUGAUAAAAUUAAUGGAUUAGAAGAAGCCCUUAAACUUUUCGAAAUAAAUUAAGAAAACAUUCAUUCAAAAUAUGAAGAUAUUCUCAGUAAAAAAGAUUAAACAAUAAAAGAUAUUGAAAACAGAAUGUAAGAAGAUAAACUUAUGGCAGAAUAAGAAUAAACUAGAUUAUUAUAAAUUAAUUAAAAUCAAAGAGAAGAAUUUUAAUUAGAGUUACAAAACCUCUAAAAUUAGCAUACUUUAGAUGAAUAGAAACUUUAAUAAGAAAAAUUAAUAUAUUAAGAAGAGAAGGCUUCUAUAGAAAAAAUAAAGGAAAAUAAUUAAUUAAUGCUUGAAUAAAUUAAAAAAAAAGAGUUUAUUUUAGAAAAUUAUAAAUCUGAAUUAAUUAAAACAAAUGAAGUAGUGAAAUACCUACAAUUAGAACUUGAAAAUUAUAAAAAAUUAAAUAACAUUUUUAGAUCAAAGGAUGAAAGUUCAUCUUAAAUGAUUACUCAUGGCUUUUUAUCUUAAGAUAUAUAAGAAAGAAUCAAAUAAAGGUUAUAAAAAUCGAAAAUAUCAAAAGAUAACCCUAAAUUUGGAUUUUAAACAAGAGAUGCUUAUAGUAUGAAUUUUUAAAUUUAAAGAAAAGAAAAAAUGAAACAUGUUAAACUGGGAACAUUGAAUACAAGCUUUGAUGAUAAAAAUAUUUAUUAGUAAAUAAUAAAAAUUAAAUUAGAACUUAAAAAAAUAUUUUCAGAUUUAAAAUGAUAGAUGAUGACAGUUAGGGAAUGUUAUAAAUAAAUACAAGAAGAAUGUAAUCAUAAGAUGAUAAAUUUAACAGUGAAAUAAAACUAAAAUAAAAAUGCUUUAAACAAAAUUAAAGAGCAAGUUUAUAUUUUAUUUAUUUCAUUAGAAACUUAAAUUAGUGAUUAUUCAGAAUCAAAGUUAGUAAUUUAAGAUAUUUUAGAAAAAGAGAUACCUGAACAAAAUAGAAGUAAUUAGCUUCUAAGCUCAUUAAAUGAUCAACAAACUAAGUUUAGGAGUGUUCAUAGCACAUACAAUUCUACAAAAAAGAAAUUUAUCUAAAAUCAUUGA
This is a messenger RNA of Paramecium sonneborni, 2988 nucleotides long. The record is from the annotation of a GenBank genome assembly. Lineage: Eukaryota; Ciliophora; Oligohymenophorea; Peniculida; Parameciidae.